Molecule: messenger RNA, 11629 nt
Organism: Cherax quadricarinatus
Lineage: Eukaryota; Metazoa; Arthropoda; Malacostraca; Decapoda; Parastacidae
Source: RefSeq, a predicted model, not a curated record
UACAUCCACUCGGUUUUUGUGGAGUUGACAAUGGUCCACCUUACCAAAUGCGUCCGCCUGCCCGCGCUCACACAAAGCAUCCCACGCAUUCUGACUCAGUCUGGCUUUGUUUCUCGUUGAGUGAGCAUUACCCCACAUGUUCAGGUAACAUUUCAUAAUCCAUUGUUUUUUGUGCUUGUUUAUUGAGUGCAACUGCUAAAUAAGCCACCAUGGGGCCAAAGAAAGUUCCCUUUGAUAUAGAAGGCGAGAAACACAAUAAAAUCCAAGAAAGAACUUGAGCAAAGUACGAAAAUGGCGUACGCACGGCUGACCUUGCCAGGAUGCACGGGAAGUCCUCAUCAACGAUCAGUUCCAUUCUGGUGAAGAAAAAAGAAAUGAAGAAAGCUGGUGUUGCGAAAGGGGUAAGUGUGCUAAUAAAACGGAGAUCACAAACAAUCGAAGAUGUUGAGAAGUUGUUGUUGGUGUGGAUCAACGAAAAACAGUUAGCGGGAGAUAGUGUUGUGGAGGCGAUAAUUGCGAAAAGGCAAGCUGGUCCUAGUGCUAGUAAAAGACAAAGAAGGGAAGUAACCCUUCCUUGAUACCAGAAGUCCUUAUGGAGGGGGAUUUCCCUUCCAAACAACCUCUCCUCCUCCUCCUCCUCCCUCUCCCCUCCUCGUCGUCUUCCAUACGCCAACAAGAGUCUUCAGUAAAGGUAAAAGUGAUGUUAAAUGGUCAUUUAUCCAUUUCAUUACUCAUUUAUAUUUAUUUCUCAUUGUUUUCUGUAUGUAAAACUAUAGUUAUUCUCUAUAAAAUGUAUUUUUUGUUAAUAUUUUUGAGUGUCUGGAAUGGAUUAAUUGGACUUGCAUUAUUUCUUAUGGGAAAUGCUGCUUCAGUUUUCCUACAAUUUGAUUUUCGUCAGACUUCCUGGAACAAAUUAAUCACGAAAACCAAGGUUCCACUGUAUUUAUAUGGCUAAUGAAUCCCCAGAUUUUUUUUCCCAUCAUUCCCUAUGAAAAUGUACAGGUGUGAAGUUGAAAUUUGUUAUCUCCUAAAAGUGACAUCAGCGAUUGCUGUUUCCUCCAUAUUAAUUUAUUUUGUUUUGACUUUUUUUUUUUUCUCAGGUUUUCUAGUUUUUAUACAUUUUCCAGUAACUGUUGUUAGUUAUGAUACCCAUUUCAUGCACAGUGACCAUAUGGCUAGCCUUUGUAUACCACACACUACUCUCGUUAACAGUGUCAACAGUAUGUUAUUUACAAAAUGGUGAUACACAAUGUAAACACACACUGGCGCUAGUGCUGUUUACCCUCUCCAUCCCACCAGUCGCUGCCACAUGCAUAGCUGACAGUGCCCAUGGCCCCUCUCCCCAUGUCAGUGAAAGCACCACCUUUACUAUUACUAAUUGUUGCUGAUGUUGGGUCCUGUGAUGUGCUGUGUUCCUUGGUGGUAACAAUAGAUACACUACCAGAUGGCAUACAUAGGUGUAUAAAUUGAUUCUUCUCUAGCAAAUAAUUAUCAACACUAUCACUAGACUGAUCAUUGAUUGCUAGGGAAUCAAAGUACACAUCACUUCCAUCAUUAUUAUUAACAUCUGUGCCCAAGGCACGGGAGAAUAUGAGCUUUCGCUUAUGACAUGGGUGUAUUACGGGUAUACUGUGCCUAAUGGUGGAUGACUGUGGGUCAUGGGGUUUUCAGUGUUAUUUCCAGUAUCUCGGUUAUCACUUUCAUCACUAAAUGUUUGAACCAGUAGAAUUUAUCCUCUGUAUUAAGGAUGAGGAAUACAGUAAUACAUAUUGAAUUUACCUUGGAGUGAGACCCUUGUGUGGUGGACAAUGGAACACUAAAAUGGCAUUCCAAAAUGCACUGUUGUGGCACCAGUUUUUUGUAUACUGGACACACUGACAGUGCAUACUCAUUUUCUCAUGGCUAGUCCUUCCAGGCCUCUUGCACGAAAUUUAACCCUUUGACUGUCGCAAGCCCCUUUCUGAAACUGUCAGUCUAUGUUGCAAAAUUUUUUGGAAAAGAAAAAUUUGUAUCUUAUGAAAUGAUAGAGAAUCUUUUCCCGAUGGUAAUGACCCCAAAAGUACGAAAUUUCGUCGAAAACUCACAGAAUUACGCUCCCGCGAAGUUAGCGGUCUCGGCGACGUAUACGCAUCGGCGAUUUUGCCGACUUUGAGCCCUGUUUUUGGCCAAUUCUUUUGUUUCAGUUGACCAAACUCAUAGCUAUUUCUUUAGAACGCCAUUUUUUCUAUCAGUUGAGUACAAGAAACUGCCCAUUUACCAAUUUGAACUACCCAAUAAAGUGGUCAGAAAUUGGCAAUUUGACCAGUUUCACGCAAAUUAAAAAAGAUGCCAAUUUCAAAAUAGGGUCCAGAAUAAACAAUGUAGACAUUCUUGGCACUAAAAUAACAUAUCCUCUGUUCAUUAGUCACAUAUCUAGGUCCCUCUUGUAUUACCGCUGCUUUUUAUUUUGAUUUUUUAUUCAUACAAAAAAUACAAAAUUUACUGUUAUGCAGACUACUGCAUUAUUGUAAAAAUGGUAUAAAUAAUAUCAUUGCAUUAGUGAAAGAAUAUUAGACUCCGCAGUUGACAAGUAUUGGAUAUGUGGUGUGAUUUGCUUACUCCUGAACAUUGGUAAAAAUUGAACAUUUCCGCUACUUUGAGCUCAAUUUCAAGGUCGUUUUCAUCGUGAAAGUAAUCAAAAUCAUCUCUAUUUCUGUAAUGUGUUUUCCAUUUUAUCACGUGACACCAUGAAAACGAGAAUACAACGAUAAAUACUAUACGAAAAUACACCUCAAAGUCGGUGUUUUAAUCCAAAAAAACGUUCAGUUUUUUUUCUCAUUAUGCACUGCGUACUGCAGGAUUUUUUUUGUGUGUUGCACAUUGACCACACAGACCCAUUCUCUCACAUGUGGGCCUACCAGCUUUCUCCUGCUUGAUUUGAAGCCGCUAGAAUUUAUGCGUAUUAAUACGUCCGAAACACUGGCUCGUUAGACGUACAUGUAUAUAUAUGACCAAAACAGUCAAAGGGUUAAAGCUGCUAGAAUGUAUAUGUAGAUCUACAUAGCAACACUGGCUUCAGUAAUGUAGAUCUAUGUGGGAGAUAGUGAAUUAAUAAAUGGUUUCAUUACUGAAGGUAUCAUUUUUACCACCACAACAGCUUAAAUUUUGAUCAAAACACUUACGUACACAAGGGGCUUCAAUUACUGUUCACUAAGUACAUUAUUCUUUACAAAACAUUGAAAAUUACAGAAUACAUUAAUGUAAAACUGCAUUAGAGGAUGCUUACUGUACAUUACUGGUAUUUGAGAAGUGCCUUGCAUGCAUAGUAUGUUGGCCAGUAUCUUGUUCCACCAAUCCCACUUAUUAUUCUAUGUGGUUUUCUAAUUAAUAUGUAUAAGUUUUAUUUGAUUAUAGGUUAGGUGGCUUGUAGAUCAGUGAUAGCAAUUUAAGCUCACAACCAAAGAACCCAGAUUUGAUCAUGGGGUGAGUGGGGACAUUGGACAUGUUUCCUUUCACUUGCUGCCCAUGUUCAGCUAGCAGUAAAUAGGUACCUGGUUGUUAGCCAACUAUUAUGGGUGGCAUCUGGGAGAGGGGUGGUAGAACAUUAUACCUUACAUGAGACUGGACUUUGAAAUGUAUUAGCUUAAGAUACCAGCUUUUUGCUUGUAAAUUUAUCUCUACAAAAAUAUAAAAAGAUAGUGCAAAAGAAGAGUUUGAGGUGAAAGCAUAAGUGGAACUUUUGAUUUAAGAAUUUUUGAUGCAUGUGCAUAAUGGCAAUUGUACCUCUAAGAGAUUAAGAGAAAAUUAAAGCCACAGUAUCAUGGCUGGAAAUAUGUUUUGGUCUGACCUGGACGAUUUGACUUGAUAAUGGUCCAGGAUGAUUCAAGAUGCUUGUAUGGACUUCAUAAUCUGUAAUAUUACAAACAUGGUAAGUGUAAAUUACAAAUAUAGUGCUAAUUAUAUUAUCAGUGCCAAUCAGUAAUGAUUGUUUACAUUGCUUAUAAAUGACAAGUAAAAUUUAUCAGGAGGUUACCUUUAACAAUACUGAAACAAACAAGUAUACGACUGUGCAAUAAAUUCUGGCCAAUGACACCAAGAAGAUAAUAAACAGGUGAGCACAGUACUGAGGUAUAUACUACUUUAUUCACUGCUGUAUUUAUCUUCAUAUUUUUGUCUUUAUGUACCUGCUAAUGUGCAUGAGGCACUGAAUUAGAUACACAGUAUUACCAUGAUAAAAAUACUCUUUUGAUUGAAGUUAAAGUGUUAUUUUUGGAAGAAUGCAUAAAUGAGUUUGAGUUAUUGCAAUUGAAGCCAUUGUUAUUGAAGAUUUAAUAGAAAUUUAAUUAAGUGAGGGGAUUAAUUUAUUGACUAUCUCAGGCCAAGUCUAGCCAACCAAAGUCUUGUCAGUUUCAUUAGUGUGUUUUCCAAUCUGUUGAUUGACAUCAAGAAACAACUAAUAAAAUAAUGAAAAUGCCAUCCAAACAAUGCCUUAAAUUUUCUGUUUAAACCCAGUUGCAGGGUCUGGGGCUAGCUGUUACCAUCAUGCAUUGGGUGGGGCAGGAUUUCUUUUUAUAUUGCACACACCCACUGCACAGACAAAUUAUCUCAUGUCUAGGCCAAAAUUUAUUGCUCUCAAGUUUGAGGGUGCUACAAAUUAAGUAGGUCUAUGGCACAGACACUGAUCUCGCUGACAUACUGUAGAUGUGACUGUCAAUUUAGUGGUUAAUAAGUGUUGCUGCACAAGUUUUAGCUGAUGUUGUUAUUCUGGGUCAUGGUCCCCUCUACAAGCUCUGUGGGUUUAGUGCAACCCUUAAAUGUAAUAAUAAUCUGAUUCCUUUUAAUUGCAUAAGUUGAGCUAUGAAAGAGGCAUGCCAACAAGAUUCCUCUCAUGAAUCAUGUCUAUGAGAUCCCUGCAGCUUUCUGAGAACAUUUUCGUAGCAUUGACAUUAUUAUUAUUAUUAUUAUUAUUAUUAUUAUUAUUAUUAUUAUUAUUAUUAUUAUUAUUAUUUUUAUUUUUUGGCACUGACUUUAUUAUUGUUACAUUUGAAAGCAAGUGCCACACCUGUAUAUGUCAUACAGCACAAGAAGGUACAUAAAUGUUGUAAGGAUGGGUUAACAGUUUGAUUAUUUCUUCCAUGGAAAAAGCCCCUUAAUCAUGAAAGCACUUUAGGCAAAGCAUGUACAGUGCAUUACAGUGGAACCUCAACUUACGGGUUUAAUCCGUUCCGUAACCAGCUCAUAACUCAAUUUGCUCGUAUAUCAAAUCAAUUUUCCUCAUUUAAAUAAAAUGAAAUGCCAUUAAUCCGUUCCAGCAGAAUUCCUGCUCUCGGGAGGCAGGACAAAAUACUUCAAUAUGUAAUGCUAAUAUCAACUCUACAGCUUGUUUAUCUAUCACAAUUGAUCUAAUAUGACAUAAUAAACAAUAUAAAUAAUAUAGAAACAUGAUAUAUACUCUAGAAUGAAUAUGUCAUGUGAUGAGUGGUAGCGGCCAUUGUCACUCCCGCACUGACCAUAUUUUCCCAUUCUUCUUCUGAAAACGGAGUGUAUGUGAGGCUAACUGCACUAACUGUUUACCUCACCGUGGAAGCAUUUCUCUCGUGUUUUGCUUGCAUUUUAUGCAGUUAUUCUGCCAAUUUUUUUUUUCUAACCAUGGGUUCUAAGAAAGUAAAUGCAAAGGACAAUGCUCAGAAGAAAAAGAGGAUGAUGUCCAUGGAAUUAAAGCAUGAAAUCAUAAAUAAGCGAGGUGUGUAGGUUGUGGGUUCGGGGGAAGAUCGCUCAUAACUCGGAUGUUGGCUCGUAACUCAGAGCAAAAAAUUGACCGAGCAAUGGAUCGUACCUUGAAAAAAACUUUUGUUGGGAUACUUGUAAGUCGAGGUUCCAUUGUAUUAUGAAGGGCUUGUUAGUUUGUUAAUUUCAGAGAUUGAAAUAACCUGUGAUGUAGGUUCUGAGAGCAGAGCUAGUUAAGGUUUUAAUUGCUGAUGCUAAUUGUUAAGAUUUGGGUACAGAUCCUUUAUGUAAGUUUUAAGGGUAGGUUAGGGAGUAGUAUAAGGCUUAUAACAUAGGAUACAUCUUUGAAAGUAUGCCAACUCAUUUUCUUAAAUGUGUGUUGAACAUAGAGUUUGAAGUUAUGCAUUUUUUCUACCAGCAGGAGUAGAAAUGUUGCUUUUUCUUUAUUUGGCAAUAAUCUGUGGGUAGUCUAUUUCCAAAUAUUUAAUACACUUUCUCUAUAUAAGUGUUGGUUGCUAUCCAUAUGUAAAUUUUCUUAUGCUCUUCAAAAACAAGUUAGUUCAGGAUGUUUGAGUCAGUGCUAGAGAUUGUAUAUUUAUUUUGUUAUUCCCUCAAAAUAUUAGUGUGCAGUGUUGGGUAGCACUGGGAAGAUCACUGCUCUAUGUGUGGAGCAGGAUAGAAUCAAGCAUGCUUCCUCGAAAAAUGCCAAGGUUUGGUGGGAGUGUAGGUAGGGUCGUUUAUGGUUAAAUAUUGUUGCUUUCUUGUCCUGUCUUCCUUAAUUAUACCAGUAAAAUUUUGUCCAAUAAAGGCUCGCCUAGCUAAGUGUCUUUGUUUUACCCCAAAAGUUAAGUAGGUUUGCAAAAUGAAUGAGAAUAUUUAGAUGUCCAGGAAAUUUUUUUUUCUUUUUAACAAUAGUGAAGUGCACAUUUUAAGUGUCAUGAAACCACAAUUCAUGAGGAAAGGAAGUAUAAUACAGUACAAACAAUAUCAACUUGUUAUUUGCAGUUCACUGGCCUGCUUGUUUUAGAACUGGCUUGCCAUUACCUGGAAUUUACCUGGAGAGGGUUUCACGGGUCAGCGCCCCUGCAGCCUGGUCUGAGACCAGACCUUGUUCGAUCCUUUAAGAGAAAUCCCCUGAUGCUUGUAAAAGGAUCUUGAUUCAGGGAACUGGAGCAACCCUCCCCUUCCCUUCUUGGAUUGACUUUCAACUGCUUCCUAUUUCCCAUUCCUCAGGCUCUGUGUAACCCCUACAGAAGUCAGAUAACAACCUUUUAGGGUUAUGAAUACUGUUUCAUGAAUUUUAAAAGCUUUUGUCUUAACUAUGCUUAUUUCAAAGCCCAGCCCUGGUUCAAAGUAUACUACCACCCCAUAUAAUGUGACUCAGAACAGUCAACUAACACCUAACACUUACAUACAUUACCCAUUUACUGUUGAGAGAAUAGGGACAGCAGGUGUAGAAAGACUUGCCAGCAUGGCUUACAUUCCUGUGUCCUCUUGGUUGUGAGCCGAAAGCUCUGCUUUUAAAGGGCUUAAUGUUUUUCUGGAAGGUGGGUUCACUUGUCUUGCAUUUGGUGAUACACAGUUAUGAAAUAUCACAGUGUUUAGGAUACUAGAUAGAUUUCAUAGAAGCUGGGGUAAAUAUGGUCAGAAAUGAAAUUGCUGAAGUUUAUAGACUGUAUUGAAAUUUGAUUGGAGAUUUGGUAAGUGUACAUAAUUGAUGUUGGCAUUUGGACAUAACGUAGAAAAGAAUAAACAGAAUGUAAGUUUAGUAAAUCUAAGUGCAUGGAAUAAAGGUAAGUUGAAAGGUCAGAGUAGAAAAAUAAAUAUGUAUGAAAGGAAGAAAUAGAAUUAGAAGUGUCUUGGCUACAGUAUUUAGCAGUUGUGGGAGAAGAUAGACAUAGUAGGAGGAUUGAAUUAUUAUUUUACUCUUUGGGAUAAAUAAUAAGAAUCUUAGUAAGAAAGAAAGGGAUAAGGGGCUAGUAGCGUAGAACUGAAGGUGAGAUAGAUUGUACUGUACUGAGCACUUAAGUUUAUGGUCAGUAAGAUGUAGCAGUAAGAGUUAUUCACAUAUUUUACACAAAAAAAAUGUUGAAUGGUUUGAAAUAGAUUAGUUUAUGUGAGAGGAAACAAAGUGUUACUGCAUUUUCUUUAGUCUUCACUGAAUAAUAGAGUGAAGCAUAGCAGGGUGAAUCCUGGUGUUGGGUGUGGAAGAUAAUUUAUGUUAUCAGCAGAAGGGACUAACUCUUUUAAUGAAUAGUAAAUAUAAAUCAUAUUUUGUAUUCUUUAUUACUUGGAGGAAUAAUAAUUGCAAUCUACACUUGUGUGUUUAUGAAGAAUAUAAUGGAUCAGAUGGCAAAGCAAAAGCAGGCAAACUUAAUUUAUAAAAGUGGAGUUGGAUGUAAAAAUGUGGUGUAAAAAAAAAAAGAAUUUCAAGAAUAAUAGUUAUGAGAUGCAGUUGUUGGAUGAGAAAGUAAAUAAAGAUGAUGUAUGGGGUGUAGAAGUAUAUGGAAGAGUAGAUGUAAGAAUUGCUUACAAGAGCUUUUAUUCAAAGGUGAGUGAGAGUAUGUUGAGGAAGGCAGUUCCAUACUUUUUUUGUUUUUUUUUUAAUGAUUUGUGUUAUUUUCAGUGGACAACAGAUAAUGAUAUUGCUGCAGCUGUCCAGAACCUUGGUUUGAGUGACUUUUUGGAUGUUAAGUUCUUUGAAAACCGUGCCAAUGGUCAGAGUAAAGGUUUCUGUGCCAUAUCUUUGGGUUCGGAGAGCAGCAGCCGGAUUGUAAUGGAGAAACUACCCCGUAAGGAAAUACACGGCAUGAAUCCUGUGGUCACCUUUGCCAGCAAGCAGGCUCUAACCCAGUUUGAAUCACAGAGCAAAACUCGAGCAAGUCCACAGCAUCAACAUCAGCAUCGUAGCGGCCCUGGUGGUCCAGGUGGCCACCCGGGUGGGGGCCCAGGAGGCCCUGGAGGACCUCGAAUGCCACCACCAGGUCGUGGCAUGCCUCCACCAGGGAUGGAACAUAGACCACCAGGUCCGCCUGGGCCUCAUGGCCCACAUGGAGGCUCACAUGGUGGCCCACAUGGUGGUCCACAUGGUGGCCCACAUGGUGGUCCCCAUGGUGGUCCCCAUGGAGGCCCACAUGGUGGCCCACAUGGUGGUCCACAUGGUGGUCCACAUGGUGGUCCACACGGUGGCCCACAUGGACCCCAUGGUGGUCCCCAUGGCCCUCAUGGACCACAUGGACCUCCAGGUCCUCAUGGUCCUCCUGGUGGGCCUCAUGGUGGACCACAUGGGCCACACGGACCUCAUGGACCUCAUGGUGGGCCUCAUGGUGGCCCACAUGGGCCUCCAGGACCACAUGGACCUCCUAUGGGUCCUCAUCAUGGGCCUCAUCAGGGUCCACCACGUGGACCACCACCUCACAAUAUGCAAGGUCCCGGACCACGUGCUCCGCCUCCUCCUGGUCACAUUCAGAGGCCCAUGCAUCCUGGAGGCCCAGGUGGUCCACCACCAGGUCAUGGUGGUCCACCUCCUCGUGGACCACCACCCAACAUGGGACCUCCACCUGGCCAACAUGGUCCACCUCCACCCCGUGGACCUCCUCCUCCCAUGGACCCAAGGGCACCACCACCCAGACCAGAUUUUAUACAGGGUCCUCCACCUCAUGGUGCUCCUCCACCACAUGGCCCUCCUCCCCAUGGGGGUGGCCCACCGGCUCCUCACGUCAACCCAGCUUUCUUUCCACCACACAGUGCUCCUCCUCCUCCUGCUGCAGCUGCACCUCCUGCACACUAUGCCCCACCACCCCCAACCCAUCAGCAUGGUGGAUUUGGCAGUGCUGAUCACCGUAUUGAAGGACCUCCACCACUGUCAGAGGCAGAAUUUGAAGACAUAAUGAACCGUAAUCGUACAGUGUCUAGUUCAGCAAUUGCAAGGGCUGUUGCUGAUGCUUCCUCUGGUGAAUACGCCAGUGCAAUAGAAACCCUUGUGACUGCAAUUUCCCUCAUAAAGCAAUCAAAAGUGGCUCAUGAUGACAGGUGUAAGAUUCUUACAAGCUCUCUACAGGACACACUUCAUGGCAUUGAAGCUAAGAGCUAUGGUUCCAGCAAAAGAAGAGAACGUUCUCGAACACCGAGCAGGCGACAUCGUCGUGACAGAUCUCGCUCAAGAGACAGAGAAUACCGUGACCGGUCACGAUCACAUUCACGUGAGCGUGACUAUGAGCGUCAUCGCAGUGAAAGGGAACGUGGAACUUCAGAUCGUACUUCAGAGCGUGAUAGAGACUACGAGAGAUCAUACAGCCGUGAGCGAGAAUACGACCGGGCUCGUGAACGAGACAGAGAGAGAGACAGAGACCGUGAAAGGUAUUAUGAUGAGCGUUACAGGGAACGUGAUGCAAGAAGGGAGCGGAUUGAAGAACGUCCAGUUCGUGAACGCAUUGAGGAACGCAGCACAAGGGAAGAUGUUAGAGAACCUGUUAGAGAACGUGAACGUGAGCGUGAUCGGGAUCGUGACAGAGAAAGAGAGCGUGAACGUGACGUUAGAACAAGAGAAGAGAGGGAAUCAUCAUCGCACCGCUCCUCCAGACACUAAGCACUUGCCUCCUGUCUCUCUGAUCUGCUCUGACGUGGCUUUCUUUAGGAUACUACACUUUAGUCUUUUUAAAGUUCUGUUGUAUCUUUAGCAGUUUUUUUUUUUUAAGAAUAAUGAGUGUCUGGGUAGGAGAGAUUCCUUUACACAAAAUGUGAAUGAAAUGUAAAGGUCGCUUCGUAUUUUUCAAUCUUAAUACAUCUAAGUUGAAUCUUGUUUCUUAAUAUUUUAUAUAUACGUAUAGAUGAUGACCACUUGCUUCUUCAAACUGCAGUGAAAAUUGCAAACUAGCUGAUCAUUAGCUCAUUACUAUAAGUAAACCUUUGGUGGAUACUAUGUUGAGAAUUACCAUUUUGAAGAAUUGUCUGAUGAAAAUCACAUCAGCAAUUCAUUUUAUGCCUGGUUUUGCUAAACAAACAUAGUUGCUAGCCAUCAGCAGUUAUGAUAUGUAGCUGAUGAACAUUUAAGAUAAAUUUUUAAUUUUUAUCUCUUUAAUUCAGUGCUGUGUUUGGUGAAGGCAGUAUUUUGUUUUGUAUAAGUAUACAAUAUUAGGCAAGUAAAAUUUUCAUUGCUCUAAUGUAUAUAAAUGAUACAAAGCAUUUGCAGUGUCUAUGUGAAUGUCUAUAGCAACAAAUUGUGUUUUAAAGUUAGAACAUGAAACUGCAUGUAUAAGCACUUUGUAAUUUUUACAAAUUUUUGUGACAUUUGAUAACACUUAAGUGAACAAUUUAAAUAUUGUUUAAAAUCUUGAAUAAGAAAUAAUUCUAAAAUAUGUUAAAUGAUAAUUUUUGUUUUGGAAAUAAGAUGUGUUCUUUCAUGAUUUUGUAAUUAAGAAAACUGCCUGUGUGAAGGUACUGAUCAUUUAUAAUAAAAAUGAAUGCAAAAUGUGUUUGCGGAACAAAAGUUUUUGUAGCAAUAGUAUAUUUGAUAUUCAGCCAUACAUGUAAUUUUAACUGGUAAAUGGAAUAUGUGCAUCAGUUGUAAUUCUUCUGCAAAUGUUCUCAAAUAUAAUUAUUUGUAGCUAACUUUUACAAGAUGACACCUGGGAUGUGUGUGUGUGUGUGAUAAUUUAUGCCCUGAUAGCAAGCAAAUAUUCAACUUUGGCUAAAAAAAAAUUAAAGGAAAAAAUUAGUGGAACAUUGCAUUAGUUCCAUGUGUGGUACAAACGUUUAGCCCCAAAAGUGCUCUUUGUGCUAAAACAAUAAUAGAAAGUGGGCAUUACAGUGAACUAUAUUGCCUGAUCCUAACCAGAAAUAAUGACAAGAAUUGUUCAUACUUCUAAUGUAUUUUUUUAUUGAAUAUAUGAAAAUUGUCAAUAAAGGAUUCCUUGGCUUUAAA